This is a messenger RNA of Phanerochaete carnosa HHB-10118-sp, 2544 nucleotides long. RefSeq lists its product as uncharacterized. The record is from RefSeq and is a predicted model, not a curated record. Gene Ontology annotation, biological process: intracellular protein transport; COPII-coated vesicle cargo loading; endoplasmic reticulum to Golgi vesicle-mediated transport. The transcript is spliced from 16 exons. Gene Ontology annotation, molecular function: zinc ion binding; SNARE binding. Gene Ontology annotation, cellular component: endoplasmic reticulum exit site; COPII vesicle coat. Lineage: Eukaryota; Fungi; Basidiomycota; Agaricomycetes; Polyporales; Phanerochaetaceae. Bases 1 to 2544 code for a protein of 847 amino acids.
AUGUACGCGAACGAUGCGAUACAUCACAUCCCACAGCCUCCCCACAGCGCGGGCGUUGCGUACAAAGGUCUGCGAGCCGCGAUAGACCCAACCCAGAUCCCCUCUCCCAUCGAGGUCGUUGAAGCAGACCGUGAAGUAUGGGAAGGCAAAACGUACAUGACUCUCCCUGGCAAUCAUGCCCCAUUGUCCACCACCAACUUCGUGGCAAUUGACCAAGGCAACUCAUCCCCCAAAUAUGUGCGUAUGUCGACAUGGAACAUCCCAAGUACCUCUCGGCUCGCCUCCGAAUGUGAAAUCCCCAUUGCUGCGGUGAUACAGCCCUUCGUCGAACUGGGCCCUCGAGAAGAGCCUGUCCCACUUGUCGACUUUGGCGAGAUGGGUCCUCCACGCUGUUCAAAAUGUAGGGGUUAUAUCAACCCUUGGUGUACAUGGGCGGCAGGCGGGUACAGAUGGAAGUGUAAUUUGUGCUCCCAUGAAACGGAUGUCCCUGGAGAGUACUUCAGCAAUUUGGAUGCCAACUUCCUUCGGCUAGAUCAUCUGGAACGACCUGAGUUGAACAAGGGCACCAUAGAUAUCGCAGUAUCACGCGAAUACUGGGCGCCGCACCCUCCCCCACGAAUCAAGCCUUUGUACCAACCUGUCGCGUCGAUGCCCGAGGCAGGUCACAGGCAGCCACAACCUAUGGACUAUGUCUUUGUGAUAGAGACGACGGCUGAUGCAAUACGGUCUGAGUUUACUCGAAAAUCUUGUGAAGCAUUAGCCCGAACGCUGUACGGGGGCGUCUCAGAAGAGGGCACACCAGCCGAGCCGUGUUUUCCUGCGAACAUUAGAAUGUGUCUCAUUACGUUCGAUCGUACAUUGCAAUUCUACAACUUCACCUCGAAUCCGGACCGUGCCACUAUGAUGGUUGUAGCGGAUCUUGACGACGUGUUUAUCCCUAUUGCAGAUGGGCUCUUUGCUGACCCUGCCCGUUCGCGAGCAAGUAUAGAGAACGUGCUACGGACACUCCCGGACCAGAAUGCGGAAACUGCAUCCUAUGAUUCUGCUCUUGGCGCAGCGCUCAUAGCAGCCAUGGCUACACUUGUAGGCCGGGGAGGACAAGUCGUCAUGUUUGCAAGCACACUGCCGACGGCCGGUCCCGGUGCCCUGAGGCCUCGAGAAGACGAGUCUGCGCUGUAUGACACAGACAAGGAGAUGUCUCUGUAUGCGCCUCGGGAUCAGACAUGGAAAGACAUCGGCGAGCAAUGUGCUGACGAGGGUAUCGGCGUACAUAUGUUUCUGGGACCUCUUAAGCCUAUUGAUAUAGGAACUAUUGGCGCUACGAGUUCGCAUUCUGGCGGCGAACUCUUUUUCCAUCCUCGCUUCGAUCCUAUCCGAGAUGGCAUUGCGAUUGACUCGCAGCUACGACGAGUUGUCUCUCGCUUCACGGGGUACAGUUGCGCCAUGAGGGUGCGAUGCUCAACAGGCCUUCAUAUUUCCAAGCAGUACGGGAACUUCUACGAGAAUGCUUCGAACGACCUCCAAUUUGGAACCAUGGACGCGGAUAAGUCUAUCGUCGUAGUGUUCGCUCACGGUCAUACACUUGAUGAUAGAAACUAUGCCUUCGUGCAAUCAGCCGUGCUGUACACGACGAUCACAGGCGAACGACGCGUUCGUAUCUGUAAUGUCGCACUGCAGGUCGUGUCCUUGGCGGGUAACGUAUUCCGCUUUGCGGACACGGAUGCAGUCGUGACAGCGAUGAUACGAGAAGCCGUCUCGAAAUUAUCCAGCCAGAAAAUUUCGUACAUUCACGAAGAGCUGACGGAAAGAUCCGCCUCUAUCUUACUCGGAUACCGGAAGCAUUGUGCAGCGGCGACCGCACCAUCGCAGUUGAUCAUUCCAGAGGCAUUUCGUGCACUGCCUGUGUACACUUUGGCAAUGAUGAAGAUUCGUGCGCUGAAAGCCCGGAGUGUCAGUUCUGACGUCAGGAAUUACACUGCGCACAGGCUCAUGUCUAUAAGUGUACGGAGCACGAUGCAUCAUCUGUAUCCAAGAUUACUGGCGUUACAUGAUCUGGAUGACGUGAUCGCUCUUCCAAAGCCUGACUCUGGCGAGGUUGAGCUACCAUCGUUAAUGCGAGACAGUCAUCUGUUCAUGGAGGGACAUGGUUUAUAUUUAAUCGACAACGAAGAGACUAUGAUCCUCUGGAUAGGAUACAGCGUAUCGCCGCAGGUCCUGCAAGAUUUACUCGGAGUAGAUGAUAUUAACGACCUCGACCGCAAUAUGAACUGCCUCCCAGUGCUCAACACGCGGCUGUCCACUCAAGUGCGAAAUGUCUUGGCGCAUCGUUUUCGCCAACAAGGCAGGAAGCUCAAGUUCACCAUUGCUCGGCAAAACAUGGAUGGUGCUGAGAUUGACUUUGCUGACAUGCUCGUCGAAGACUCAAACAAUGGCGCCAUGUCUUACCUAGAUUAUCUAUGCGUUGUACACAAGCAAAUUAGCACUGUGCUAACCACUGGCGCGUCCUUGUCUGGACCGAGUGGUUUUCGCGGAUCUAUUUGGUGA